AUUCGCAUGAACUCACGCAAUUUCAUGCUUUCUUUUCUUUUCUUUUCGUUGCCGUUGGGUUGUUGUAUUAAGCAAAUUUCGAGGAUAUUAUUGAAAGUAAAUUUGAAAGGAGAGAAACAGGAAGUUGAGGUGCUUUAUUUUACAAAAUGAAAAAUUAUUGGCUAAGAAUCGCCUUUCAAAGCAAUUUGUCCCGUACAAAUAUAUACAGAAUGAAUCUCUUCAAUUACGUUUGCUCAAUCAUUGUGUAGCAAACGAAAACGAAUAGAAAUAUGACAAGUCAUAAUCCGGACGUGAUCGACAGCUUUCUACCAAGUGAAUCAGUAUUUCCGCGGCGCGUGCUGUAAUUCUGUUCCGAAAUAUUAAAUUAAAAAUAGUUCCUUCCCGAUAAACUGUAUAUCUAUCGUUACGAAAUUUAAACAACAGAUGAACAGAAUAUUCGGUGAAUUGUUGAACAAUCAAUUUUGUAUCAGUUGUACGACUUUCUCGUACGAAACUCACAAAAAUCGAUCGAUAUCGCUCGACUGCACGACAGUCUGUUAGAGAUUCGACGAGAGAAAUUGUACGUAAUUUCGUUCACGCAUGAAAUAUUCAAAAUUCGCCGGUCUUAUAUCAAUUGAAUUAGGGCAAAAGCGUUUAUGGAGAGAAAGUAUAAAUGACAUCGGGCACGGUGUAUGCCUGUUAGUCGUCACGAGCUGCACGCACGAUGCAUUACUCUCUACACAUAACAGUGGUGUUCGUCGGUCUAUGGAUUCUUCGGGGCGACGUGAACGCGGCGAAAAACGGACUUAGCGCCGAGGUGCUGACGUCUUUCGCCAGGAACAUCGCGUCGGUCUUGUCAGCCACCUUGCUGAACGAGUAUCAGGAUCCACCAUCGAACCAAUCAUCCACCAAUCUUCUCAACAGAAUCCAGGAAGCGCAAUUCCCCUUGGACAUCGACCACGCUCCACCAGAGAGUCCAGCCAACUCGUCGAACGCUUCUUUCAAUCGCUAUCCUCGCUACACGCGUGAAUCUUCGUCGAACGAGGGGAAGCAAGCAACGUUUCAAGACACUCUCGUAACGAACGUGCCUCAGUACUCCAAAUAUUACAAUUCGGAGGCGUACAAACCGUACGAGUUCGCCGUAAAUCGCGACUCGCGAAUUUCUUACGACCAACUAAACGUAGAGACACCAGAGAACGUGAACGAAGGUGGUGCUAAGGAGAAUUCUAUCGACGCGGACGUCAAGACAGCCGCUCUUCACUAUCGGUAUCAUCAAUCGCCUGGAUUCGGGUACAAGCCCGAACGUACGCACCAAUUGCCAAAUCCAAAUCACUAUCCCCUUCGACUCGAUCUUCAGUCGAAUUAUCAUCGUCUGUCGCCUCAAACACCUGUCGGUCCUCCGCAAUCAUCCUCGUCGGCCGAAACCGUCAACCCGAUCGACGAGAACGAGAACGCUCAGGUGGCCAGGAUAACUCGUAGGCCGUUUCACCUCAACUAUCACUCUCCCUUGAACGCGCCUUAUUACCCGUUUCAUCAUCAUGCGGGAUUCCAUCCUCACGACCGACCCGUCGAAGGUGAGAGCCAGAAUCCCGCUAACGGACAAGCAGGCGAGAGCAAUCCGUCCAAAUUGAUCGACGAUCAGAGUCAAGGCCAGACCGCGUUUGCGGGAUACGAUUACGGCCCUCGUUUUCACUACAGGCAUCCGUAUUACGAUGGUUUCUAUCCCGGGUUCCCUGGAUUCUAUCCUCGUCCCUUCAACGAGUCUUUUCGCAAUCACGGAAACGGGAAUCACGGUGAUCACAAUGGGACAAAUGGCGCGUUCGGUCCGUACGGUUACCACCAUGGACCAUUCUUUCACGGUCCAAAGUUUCACGGCCCUUAUGUUCCUUAUAAUUCGUAUUACCCGUAUUUCCACGGGCCGAGAAGACCGGAGAAUCAUGGACCACCGGAGAAUCAUGGGAAUUCUGAGCAAUUGGCGUCGCCGGAAAACGGGUAUGCCGAUGGUAAUUCUACUGGGAAUCAUCAUGGUGGAUAUCCGUAUUACGGUGGUUUCCCUUACUACGGCCCUUAUCACGGUUUUAAUUUCCAUCCGUAUCCUCUGGCGCCGUUUCACGGGCUACCUUAUCGUUUCGGUCAUGGUUUCCACAGUUUCCUGUUUCCAGGAUUCAAACCUGUUCCCUACUUGAAUUUCUAUCAUCAUUACCCGUUCGCACACUGGCACCCCUUCGGUGGAUAUUACCACCAUAAUAAUCGACCCAUGAUGGCGGAGAAACCUGGACAGACGGAGAAGAAUGGAAAUGAAAAUUCAGAGCCAGCACCAAACAGCGAGGCUGAAAUGUUGUCUGAGAGUAAACUGGAAGCGAUUCGGUCUUUAGCCUUGAGCGGAUACGAGAAACGUUUCAAUCCUGAGUUUGUUAGCAAAGAAAGAAAUGGUGAUCGAGUGUUCAACGAAUUAUCUUGAUUGUAAUUUAUGAUUAUUAUUAAACUGUAAGUUUCUAUGCAUUAUUUCUAUUUCUAUUUUCUAUGCAGACGUAUAAUUUUAUGGAUUUUAUGGAUCGAAGAAAUGGGAAUUGAAAAGAGAUUUGUUUUGUCCCUUGAAAAGUUGUUACGACGAUGCAUUCCUUUGCUUUGAAAAUUCGCAAAGAAAUGCGAUAAAAAUUUGCAGUCUGAUUAUUGUAGCGUGCUAAUAUCUAGGUAUCUAAUGUACUAUGUAUCGAUGAUUGAUUAAAGAAUUAAGGACAAU
Molecule: messenger RNA, 2722 nt
Organism: Frieseomelitta varia
Lineage: Eukaryota; Metazoa; Arthropoda; Insecta; Hymenoptera; Apidae
Exons: 3
Coding region: 704-2440 (578 amino acids)
Source: RefSeq, a predicted model, not a curated record